Molecule: messenger RNA, 5443 nt
Organism: Trichosurus vulpecula (common brushtail)
Lineage: Eukaryota; Metazoa; Chordata; Mammalia; Diprotodontia; Phalangeridae
Gene: SLIT2
Product: slit guidance ligand 2
Exons: 35
Coding region: 1-4494 (1497 amino acids)
Biological process (GO): retinal ganglion cell axon guidance; negative chemotaxis; negative regulation of cell growth
Molecular function (GO): calcium ion binding; heparin binding; Roundabout binding
Source: RefSeq, a predicted model, not a curated record
AUGGACAAUGCAUACAUUAAUGAACAGAAAAGAAGGGAACAGGCAGGUUUUCAUGAAGAAUUUCCUAUAGCAAACCACAGCUUAAUGGUCACAAAAGGAGCUGUAACUGCUCAAGAGGCAGUGGCAGUAGUACAUACAAAGGCACUUUCCAAAUUGGGUCUCUAUGCAGGCCCUGAUCCCAGCCUGGAGGGUGCUUCUAUUGUCAAGCUACCUCCACACCAAGGAUUGAGAAGAGGUGGUGGUUAUCAAGAAUUCAUUAAAGCUCAUUCUUACAUUUUUCUUUUUGCUGUUGUUUUUAGUGAUCUCAGUGAAAAUCAGAUUCAGGCAAUUCCAAGGAAGGCUUUUCGUGGUGCAGUUGACAUUAAGAACCUGCAACUGGAUUACAACCAGAUCAGCUGUAUUGAAGAUGGGGCAUUUAGGGCUCUACGGGACCUGGAAGUGCUCACCCUCAACAAUAACAACAUUACUAGAUUGUCAGUGGCAAGUUUCAACCAUAUGCCAAAACUUAGGACUUUUCGACUUCAUUCCAACAACCUCUACUGUGACUGCCACCUCGCCUGGCUCUCUGAUUGGCUCCGUCAAAGACCUCGGGUUGGCCUCUACACUCAGUGUAUGGGUCCAUCCCACCUGAAGGGCCAUAAUGUAGCUGAAGUUCAGAAACGUGAAUUCGUCUGCAGUGGUCACCAGUCAUUUAUGGCUCCCUCUUGCAGUGUGUUGCAUUGUCCAGCUGCAUGUACCUGUAGUAACAAUAUUGUGGAUUGUCGUGGAAAAGGUCUUACUGAGAUACCUACCAAUCUACCAGAAACGAUCACUGAAAUACGUUUAGAACAAAAUUCAAUCAAGGUCAUCCCUCCUGGAGCUUUUUCCCCAUAUAAAAAGCUUCGAAGAAUUGACCUGAGCAAUAACCAAAUCUCAGAAAUUGCACCAGAUGCUUUCCAUGGCCUGCGAUCACUGAACUCACUUGUCCUCUAUGGAAAUAAAAUUACAGAACUUCCAAAAAGCCUAUUUGAAGGACUAUUUUCUUUACAGCUUCUACUUCUGAAUGCUAACAAGAUAAACUGCCUCCGAGUAGAUGCUUUUCAAGACCUCCACAACUUGAACCUUCUCUCCUUGUAUGACAACAAACUGCAGACCAUUGCCAAGGGCACCUUUUCACCUCUGCGUGCUAUUCAGACUUUGCAUUUGGCUCAGAACCCAUUUAUUUGUGACUGCCAUCUGAAGUGGUUAGCGGAUUAUCUUCAUACAAACCCUAUUGAGACCAGUGGUGCCCGGUGCACCAGCCCCCGACGGCUGGCAAACAAAAGGAUCGGACAGAUCAAAAGCAAGAAAUUCCGGUGUUCAGCUAAAGAACAGUAUUUCAUUCCAGGCACAGAAGAUUAUCGAUCAAAAUUAAGUGGAGACUGCUUUGCAGAUCUGGCUUGCCCCGAAAAGUGCCGCUGUGAAGGAACUACAGUAGAUUGCUCCAAUCAAAAACUCACCAAGAUUCCGGAUCACAUUCCUCAGUAUACUGCAGAACUCCGUCUCAAUAACAAUGAAUUCACAGUAUUGGAAGCUACAGGGAUCUUUAAGAAGCUCCCUCAGCUACGUAAAAUAAAUUUCAGCAACAAUAAGAUCACAGAUAUUGAAGAAGGAGCAUUUGAAGGAGCCUCUGGUGUAAAUGAAAUUCUUCUCACUAGUAACCGACUGGAAAAUGUUCGCCAUAAGAUGUUCAAGGGAUUAGAAAGCCUCAAAACUCUGAUGUUGAGAAGUAAUCGCAUAACCUGUGUAGGAAAUGAUAGCUUCAUAGGACUCAGUUCUGUACGUUUGCUUUCUUUGUAUGACAAUCAAAUUACAACAAUUGCUCCAGGAGCGUUUGAUACCCUUCAUUCCUUAUCCACGUUAAACCUCUUGGCCAAUCCUUUUAACUGUAACUGCUACUUGGCUUGGUUGGGAGAUUGGCUUAGGAAGAAACGCAUUGUAACAGGAAAUCCUCGAUGUCAGAAACCUUACUUCCUAAAAGAGAUUCCGAUCCAGGAUGUUGCAAUUCAGGAUUUUACUUGUGAUGAUGGAAAUGAUGACAACAGCUGUUCUCCACUGUCACGCUGCCCAGCAGAAUGUACUUGCCUUGAUACUGUGGUCCGAUGUAGUAACAAGGGCCUGAAAACCUUACCAAAAGGAAUCCCCAAAGACGUCACUGAAUUGUAUUUGGAUGGGAACCAGUUUACCCUGGUUCCCAAGGAACUUUCGAACUACAAACAUUUAACACUCAUAGAUCUAAGUAACAACCGAAUCAGCACACUUUCUAAUCAGAGCUUCAGCAACAUGACACAGCUACUGACCUUAAUUCUUAGUUACAACCGUCUCCGAUGUAUACCCGCUCGGACCUUUGAUGGGUUGAAGACUCUUCGUUUACUGUCUUUGCAUGGAAAUGACAUUUCUGUUGUACCUGAAGGAGCUUUCAAUGAUCUUUCCUCUUUAUCACAUCUAGCCAUUGGUGCAAACCCUCUCUACUGUGACUGUAAUAUGCAGUGGUUAUCAGACUGGGUCAAAUCAGAAUACAAAGAACCUGGAAUUGCUCGAUGUGCGGGUCCUGGGGAAAUGGCAGACAAGCUACUACUCACGACACCAUCCAAAAAAUUUACAUGCCAAGGUCCGGUGGAUGUUAACAUACUUGCUAAAUGUAGCCCAUGCUUAUCGAAUCCAUGUAAAAAUGAUGGCACCUGUAACAAUGAUCCUGUCGACUUCUAUCGAUGCACUUGCCCAUAUGGUUUCAAGGGCCAGGAUUGUGAUGUUCCAAUCCACUCCUGCAUCAGUAACCCAUGCAAACAUGGCGGAACUUGUCACUUGAAAGAAGGAGAAAGGGAUGGUUUCUGGUGUACUUGUGCCGAUGGAUUUGAAGGAGAAAAUUGCGAAGUGAAUGUUGAUGACUGUGAAGACAAUGACUGUGAAAAUAAUUCCACCUGUGUCGACGGAAUUAACAACUACACAUGCCUUUGCCCACCUGAGUACACAGGUGAGUUGUGUGAGGAGAAACUCGAUUUUUGUGCCCAGGACCUUAACCCCUGCCAACAUGACUCAAAGUGCAUCCUGACACCAAAGGGAUACAAAUGUGAUUGCACUCCUGGAUAUGUAGGUGAGCACUGUGAUAUCGACUAUGAUGACUGCCAGGAUAACAAGUGUAAGAAUGGAGCCCAUUGUACAGAUGCAGUGAAUGGCUACACUUGCAUCUGCCCUGAAGGUUACAGUGGCUUAUUUUGUGAGUUUUCUCCACCAAUGGUUCUACCACGCACCAGCCCUUGCGAUAACUUUGAGUGUCAGAAUGGAGCCCAGUGCAUCAUAAAGAUAAAUGAGCCAAUAUGUCAGUGUUUGUCUGGCUACCAAGGUGAAAAGUGUGAAAAGUUGGUCAGUGUCAAUUUUGUCAACAAGGAAUCUUAUCUUCAAAUACCUUCAGCCAAGGUUCAACCUCAGACAAACAUCACUCUACAGAUUGCCACAGAUGAGGACAGUGGAAUUCUUCUGUAUAAAGGUGACAAAGAUCAUAUAGCAGUGGAGCUGUAUCGUGGGCGUGUGCGGGCCAGCUACGACACAGGAUCUUAUCCGGCAUCUGCCAUUUACAGUGUGGAGACAAUUAAUGAUGGAAACUUUCACAUAGUGGAACUGAUUGCAAUGGGUCAGAGUCUGUCACUAUCCGUUGAUGGUGGAAGCCCCAAAACCAUUACCAACUUAUCAAAGCAAUCCACUCUGAAUUUCGACUCCCCACUUUAUGUAGGAGGAAUGCCCGGAAAGAACAAUAUUGCAGCUCUGCGCCAAGCCCCAGGACAGAAUGGCACCAGUUUCCAUGGAUGCAUUCGCCACCUAUACAUCAACAGUGAACUUCAAGACUUCAGGAAGGUGCCUAUGCAAACAGGCAUUCUGCCUGGUUGUGAGCCAUGCCAUAAAAAGGUGUGUGCCCAUGGAACGUGCCAAGCAUCAAGCCAGUCAGGUUUCACCUGUGAUUGUGAAGAAGGAUGGAUGGGGCCACUGUGUGACCAGCGGACCAAUGAUCCCUGUCUUGGAAAUAAAUGCAUGCAUGGAACCUGCUUGCCAAUCAAUGCGUUUUCCUAUAGUUGCAAGUGUCUAGAAGGUCACGGAGGUGUCUUAUGUGAUGAAGAGGAAGAGCUGUUUAACCCCUGCCAGUCCAUUAGAUGUAAACAUGGAAAAUGCCGACUUUCAGGGCUCAGACAGGCCUAUUGUGAAUGCAAUAGUGGAUACACUGGGGAAAGCUGUGACAGAGAAGUCUCUUGUCGAGGGGAACGCAUCCGAGAUUACUAUCAAAAGCAGCAGGGCUAUGCUGCUUGCCAAACGACCAAAAAGGUAUCCCGACUAGAAUGUAAAGGCAGCUGCUCAAAUGGCCAGUGCUGUGGACCUCUGAGGAGCAAGAGACGGAAAUAUUCUUUUGAAUGCACUGAUGGGUCGUCCUUUGUGGACGAGGUUGAGAAAGUGGUGAAAUGUGGCUGUACGAGGUGCCCCUCCUAAACAUGUCCCCAGCACCUUUGUCUUUGAAAAUGUUGUAUACUUAUUGACCAUGUCGGACUAAUUAAUGCUUCAUAGUGGAAAUAUUUGAAAUAUAUUGUAAAAUACAGAACAGACUUAUUUUUAUUAUGAGAAUAAAGACUUUUUUUCUGCAUUUGCAAAAGAUUGAAGUGCUUGAACUAAGACUUCUCCUAGGCCAGAGGAGCUUUGAAGAAAGACAAUACAAAGAGCAUUACAGCAGUGAAGGAAAGAAGUGUAACUGCUUUUAACGCGGAUUCUUCUUUAUAACAUGCUGAAGACAAAUGGAUGCAAUACCCAAGGGACAUUCAGCCUACAGAGCAUUGAUGAAAGAUUGAUCUGAACAGAAGGCCUACUAUAUGUGCACUCAUUCAUAUCAGUACAUAUCACUGUUCCAUUAGAGCAUACCAAGCGUGCGCGCAUAUGCACACACACACACACACACACACGCAAACACAUGACAAAUACAUGCACACACAUAUGAAUGAGGAUGCAAGUUGGGUGAAUGGGAAUCCAGAGUGUACAGAUAAGAGUGUUUUGGGUAUAAUUGGAAAAUAUCCUGAAAAGACAGGUUCCAGUAAUGGAAAAAAGGAUUUGGUUUAAAACAUGAGAGGAAUGAGAUCUCUUAAAAUAUUCUCAAAAUAUAUUCUUAACAUCAAGCAUGUUAGCAAAAGAAGCACACAAAAGUGUUCAUCUACCUUUUUCCAGUAUUAAUUUUUUGUAAUAUAAUGUUAAAGGAGACACAAAACCAAUAGAUUAUUGAUGGAUAAAUUAGUAAUAUGAUUUUUUUGUUUCUAUGAGUUUAAACAGCCCUAUACAGUAUUCAGUUUCAUUGAGAAAUAUUUAUUAUAUCAAAGUACUUUGUACUUAACAUUUUAGGCCAUCCCUUUUACUGUUUUUCAAUGGUUUAAUAUAUAUUAAUUUAUAUUUGUCC